CCAAAAGCCCCAAACACCCCGCGUUCGGUGAAGAAAACAAUGGCUGCUGCUUCUUCCUCCUCCUCAUCGGAUCAAAUCCUUCGUCCACCCUACUCCUUUGGAAUUCCAUGGCCUGAGCUCAAUGAAGGCGUCUCUUACAUCGACAUCAUCAAAUCCAUCGACUCUGGAAAGACCCUAAUCGAGUUCUACUCCUCCAAGUACAAGAACUCCGCUCCAUUGCAAGGUUGGAUGCAGAGAAUUAAGAAAGGGCAGAUUACAGUCGAUGGAGAUGUGGUUACUGAUCCGGAUACUGUUCUCAGCGUUGGUUGUGAAGUAAUCUACUGUCGUCUGCCUUGGAGAGAACCCAAUGUGCCUUACUUGUUAGAAGUCCUUUACGAAGAUGAAGACUUGGUUGCCAUAAAUAAACCUUCUGGUCUACAAGUUCUACCUGGAGGGUUAUUCCAGCAACGGACUGUUCUGAGACAACUUCAAUGGAAAGCAUGGAGAACGAAUUCAUCCUAUUCUACCAAGUAUGCUGAAGAAGAAGCACAUCCUGCACCUGUUCAUCGCUUGGGGAGGGGAACAUCAGGUAUUCUACUUUGCGCAAAGACCAAACAGGCAAAAGUUUGCCUUGCUGAAUAUUUUGCCAAGGGUACGUUGGUUGUCGGAGAUAGUAGAAACUCUGAAUCAGAGAACUGCAAAUCACGGAAAAUUUCAAAAUUUUAUCGAGCACUGGUAACUGGCUUACCUGAAAAGGAUGGGAUUGUUAUCAGGCAGCCUAUUGGGUUGAUGCAUUACCCAGAGGUGGCGUCAGGGCUUUAUGUUGCAUCCCCUUCAGGCAGACCGUCUCUGAGCAAAGUUUGUGUGCUUGAAAGAGACCUGGAAGCAAAUCAAACAAGGGUGGAGGUUGAAAUCCAGUCUGGAAGACCACAUCAAAUUCGUAUUCACCUUGCUUUCGCUGGGCAUCCACUUUGUGGUGAUCCUCUUUAUGGUAUUGGUGGAAUUCCUAAACUAUGUGAAUCGGUACCUAUAGAUGCAAGCUUUGCAGAAGAUGGGGGCUAUCAGAAGCCAGUGAGGCCUGUGCCUGGAGAUUGUGGUUAUCAUUUGCACGCACAUCGGCUAAUUUUCUGUCAUCCUUCCACAAAUGAGAUGGUUGAAAUCACUGCUCCUCUCCCACCCAUCCUCAAAACGCGCAAAGAAUUGGUGAAGGAGACUUUUUGAAAGGUACUGAUGAUAUAUAGCGGGUGGCCCUGAUAUCAUUUUCAAUUAUUCUGAAGAAAACUAUUAAGUAGGAAAACUAAUGGAUCAGAAAGGCCAACGAUCUCAUGCUCUUUUGCCUGUUUUUGCUGCUUACGAAUGAGGUUGUUGGUAUAUUUCUUUCAUUUUUUUGUCCUAAAUGCUUACCUUCCUGCUGUCACACUUUUGUUUGCAAUGUAUAUGAUUUACUUGUGAUGAAUAAGUCCUCGGGUUUGCUUGCUUGUGAAUGAACACUCAAAAUUGCUUACUUUUUUCUUUCA
Messenger RNA from Asparagus officinalis (garden asparagus), 1496 nucleotides. RefSeq names its product RNA pseudouridine synthase 5. Gene Ontology annotation, biological process: pseudouridine synthesis. Gene Ontology annotation, molecular function: pseudouridine synthase activity; RNA binding. The record is from RefSeq and is a predicted model, not a curated record. NCBI's taxonomy places the organism in Eukaryota, Viridiplantae, Streptophyta, Magnoliopsida, Asparagales, Asparagaceae. The transcript is spliced from 14 exons. Bases 40 to 1200 code for a protein of 386 amino acids.